Molecule: messenger RNA, 1189 nt
Organism: Oncorhynchus nerka (sockeye salmon)
Lineage: Eukaryota; Metazoa; Chordata; Actinopteri; Salmoniformes; Salmonidae
Product: zinc finger protein 791-like
Exons: 4
Coding region: 344-1189 (281 amino acids)
Biological process (GO): regulation of transcription by RNA polymerase II
Molecular function (GO): DNA-binding transcription factor activity, RNA polymerase II-specific; RNA polymerase II cis-regulatory region sequence-specific DNA binding
Source: RefSeq, a predicted model, not a curated record
CCAAACUGCGUUACCCACUCCAGCCAGCAGAUGGCGAUGAGCGUCUUUCAGGUGAUGCUUCUUGCGUGACGUAUAAUGGACUGGACGGGACGCUUCUUCAGGAACAACAACACGGAUACUAUUUCAACCACCUGGGUAGCUUGCUAGACAAGGUAAAACUGACAAAUUUACGUUUUAGGCCAUGUUAAUGUACAUUAGCUAAUCCCAGUGUACAAAACACAUUUCAGUUGAAGUUAACUUGAACCUAAUUUGCUUGUUCAAGUUGCAAAUGUGUUAAAGAUUGAUACUGAGCCUAGCACUAGGCUAUUCGCUAAUGCUAACUAGCUAGCUAACAUCCCUGACCAUGAGCUCAUUAAACUACUCAUCCCCUGCUAAAGAAGAGGAUGUCUGCUGUUCGGAGAAAGAAGCUCUGGCGCUGAACAUUGUCGUGAAAGACGAAGAGGAGGAUAUUACAGUGAAAGGAGAGAAAGAAGCUCUGGCGCUGAACAUUGUCGUGAAAGACGAAGAGGAGGAGGAUAUUACAGUGAAAGGAGAGAAAGAACCUUUCAGAAUGGAAGAGGAGGCUGUUAUAGGGAAAGAAGAGAAAGCAUCCUCUUCCUCUCUAAAAGGUUCUAUCUCAGUAAAGGUGAAGGAGGAAGACGUUUUGGGAGUGAAAGAGGAGGAGACAGAAUAUCAGAUUAACACCAGAGAGAGACAUGACUAUCGUGGGUCCUCUGGGGAGCCUCAACAACAUCCUGAUGCUGACGAGGCAGAGAAGAGUCUCUCCAGAUCAGAACACCAGAUGGACAAUGCUAGCCCUUCCGCCCUCCCGGAGACCCUGUGUCGUGCCUCUCCUGGUAGCACCUUACUGCUGGGUAUGAAGAGGUUGUCUGUGCUGCUGGUGGACUGCAGGAAAACAACGGGGCUGAGUGGAACUGUGAGCGGAGGAGAAGAGAAGAAAGGAUCAGAUUUGACACAUCAAAGAGGAAAACCAAACUUGGAGGAACCAAAGACCUCCACAACAUCAAGACGACACCUCUGCUCCCAGAUCAAGUUAGGAAGCCUGAAAAGACCUGAGAGGACACACACAGGAGAGAAGCCAUACCAUUGCGGCCAGUGUGGAAAUAGUUUUAGCCAGUUAGGAAACAUGAAAAGACAUGAGCGAAUUCACACAGGGGAGAUGCCAUACCACUGCUCCCAUUGGAAAUAG